GCUCGGAAGAUGAAACCGUGACAUGGAGAUCGAGCGGAGGAGCCGUGCGCGCGACUGAGCGGCGAAUGAAUCCGUGCGCGAUCCCGCACUCCAGGAUUUGGGGAAAGCGGUGGAAACUUCGCUCUGCUUCACACAGCUGUGGCUUCUGGGCUCGGUUCGCGCUCCCGCAUCUGCAGCACAAGUCAACUCAAGCCCAGCCUGAGCUCUGCUUUCCUCGGAGACCCAACAACAUGUCCUCACUAAAGCUGCAGGAACUUUUUCACCCCAGAACCGGACAAUGGAGAAGCUGCGUGUAAGUAGCUGGCCGUGUCAGAUGUUCUAGGGCUCGUGGUUGCAAACAACGCUCCUGUUAAGGCUAUUUCCAGGCCAGCCAGGGCAGUCAGGAGAGAAAAGUUGCUGGAGGAGCGGAUGAUACUGAGCCAGGUGCACUGCUGUAGUUGUUUCACUGGAUAUAACUAACAUGGUUGUCCUUUCCAAGUGACCGCAAGUGACAAGAGCUCCAAUGACUGUGUUGCGUGUGGCCUCUUCUUCUUGUGCCUGAAACAUCUGGAAAGGGCGCAAACGAACUGAAAGGACACGCAGCGGCUCUGCUCGGGACACACACCCAUUCUGCUCACUAUGAGUCUGGUCGGUGGGUUUCCACACCAUCCCGUGGUGCAUCACGACGGCUACUCGUUCGCAGCCACCCGCUGCCACGAAGAGAACCCCUACUUCCAUGGGUGGCUCAUCAGCCACCCAGAAAUGUCCCCCCCCGACUACAGCAUGGCACCGGCGUACAGCCCCGAGUACGCGAACGGCGCGCCGGGACUCGAGCACACGCACUACGGGGGGGUGCCUGGGGCCGGCGCCGUGGGGAUCGCAGCCCGUCCCGUGAAACGGAGACCCACGGCCAACAGGAAGGAGAGGCGCAGGACUCAGAGCAUCAACAGCGCCUUCGCGGAGCUGCGCGAGUGCAUCCCGAACGUGCCCGCGGACACCAAGCUGUCCAAGAUCAAGACCCUGCGCCUGGCCACCAGCUACAUCGCCUACCUCAUGGACAUCCUGGACAAGGACGAGCAGAACGGGGAGACCGAGGCCUUCAAGGCAGAGUUCAAGAAGACGGAGAACAAGGAGGACAGGAGGAAGAAAGAAGUGAAUGAAGUUUUAAAAAGUUCCGGGAGCAGCAAUGACAAGAAAAGCAAAGGGAGGACGGGGUGGCCACAGCAUGUCUGGGCUCUCGAGCUGAAGCAGUGAGAUAUAGAGACCCCCCCCCCCCCUCAACCCCCAUCUUCCAACAGACUUGAAAAGAAAAGGAAACAACAACAACAACGUCUCCUUGACUCCUCCUUCUCAUUUGUACUCCUGCAUUAUUUAAUGGAAUAUUUAUGUGCAAUUUCCCGAAAUGGAGAGUGGAUAUCUGAAGAAAACCAUUCCAAUUUUUUGUAAAGAGGAGAAGACCCCUUUGGUAAGGGAUUGCGUACUUUUUUUGUCUCUCUGUGUCAUUUGUGCGAGCGUGUUUCCUUGUCAAAGUGUGUGUCCAGCAAAAAUGCUGGUCGCCAAGGUGUAUGUGAAGUGCAAGUUCUCACCCCCCCCCCAUUCAAUGUGUCAUUGGGUAUUAAUAUUAAUGGAGAAAAUCAGAUAUAUGGAUCCAGUUGAAGAAUCAUGUUUAAUCUGUUUAAUGAAGUGAAGUGUUGUGUUGUGCUGUCAUGUUUAUGGUCGUCUGUUAGUAGCCUGUUCGGUCCCCUCACGGUCACCUCCGUCCACUUCCAUGGAAAUUAAAUAAUAUUGGAGAUGUAAACAAUGUAAUUAC
Scleropages formosus (Asian bonytongue) is the source of this 1789-nucleotide messenger RNA. RefSeq names its product heart and neural crest derivatives expressed 2 (gene hand2). The transcript is spliced from 2 exons. The record is from RefSeq and is a predicted model, not a curated record. Lineage: Eukaryota; Metazoa; Chordata; Actinopteri; Osteoglossiformes; Osteoglossidae. Gene Ontology annotation, molecular function: protein dimerization activity; RNA polymerase II transcription regulatory region sequence-specific DNA binding; DNA-binding transcription factor activity, RNA polymerase II-specific. Bases 619 to 1233 code for a protein of 204 amino acids. Gene Ontology annotation, biological process: heart development; regulation of transcription by RNA polymerase II.